Linum tenue is the source of this 970-nucleotide messenger RNA. The record is from the annotation of a GenBank genome assembly. Lineage: Eukaryota; Viridiplantae; Streptophyta; Magnoliopsida; Malpighiales; Linaceae.
AUUGGGCCGUCACGCUAUCCAGCAGCCCAAUCCCGUGGGCUUUCAUCUCUAUCUCAGAAGUCACCAGUCAUAAACAUAAAGGAACCCUUCUCUCCCAUUUCCCAAACCCUAGCAGAAACGUUUGAGUCUCGUCUGCCGCGCCGUGCAGUCCUCUCUCGACUCUCGCCAUCUUUCUCUGCUCUCAUCAAUCUAGAAACAAUGUCGUUCGGAGAGGUGGCAUGCAGUUACGCUGUGAUGAUUCUCCACGAUGAUGGCAUCCCCAUCACGGCGGAGAAAAUUAGCACAUUGGUUAAGACAGCGAAUGUGAACGUUGAGUCUUACUGGCCAAGCCUGUUCGCCAAGUUGGCCGAGAAGAGGAACGUUGACGACCUGAUAAUGAACGUUGGAGCUGGUGGCGGCGGUGCUGUUGCCGUUGCUGCUCCUGCUGGUGGAGCUGCUGCACCUGCUGCUGCUGCCCCUGCAGCUGAGGAGAAGAAGGAGGAGGCCAAAGAAGAGAGCGACGACGACAUGGGUUUCUCCCUCUUUGAUUAGUAAGAAGAAAGCGCGAUUAUACAUCUGUUGCCAUGGUUGUGUACUUGUGUUCUGUUAUCUCCCAAGUUUUGAUUUAAUUGUAGUUAUUAAUGUCCUUUUCGGAGGAGGGUUGAGGUAUUGUUCUUGUUGCCACACAAGUUAUAUGUUCUGGAAUUGAGAUCCUUUGGAAAGUUACUUCUGCUUUUGGUGUUUUAGGGAUAAUACGAAAUACUUGAGACUUGUUUCCCAUUUGUGUCCCUUUUAUCAUGUGUAUGAUUUUGGCUUCUGCCCCCAUCGUCUUUGGCUCGCCCAUGAAUGGUUACUGGGCAAGAUUUCUGACCUAAAGGAGAAACACUGUUGGUGUCGAUAAAACAGAAUCGACCAGCCAAUGGUUGUUUCGUGUUAAAUUGUCUCGUCGGAGUUCUUCUGUCGCUAUUAACACUUCUUGAUAACUUGGGAG